GAAGAAAACAAAAAGUGUGCCAAAGAAAAAGAAAGGUUCAGAUACAGAAGAAGAUGAUGACGAGGAAGACACUCCACAAAAAAAGACAAAGAAAAAGACCACAAAAGAAGGUUCUGACAAAGAUGGCAAGGAGAAGAAAUCCAAAGAUGACAAAGAGUAUGACAAAAAAUCGAUGAAAGACACCAAGAAAAAGGAACCGGCUUCUCUGUUCUGUGUAAACGGAGAUAAGGAUAAGUCAGACUCCAAGAGCAAGAAGAAAGCAGCCAAAUCUGAUAGUGAUGACAGUGAACCAGAAACCAAGUCCAGCAAGUCAAAAUCAAAAAAGAAGGAGAACGCCAACCCGGCAUCCAUGUUCGCAGCAGGGGGAGACAAGGACAAGGAUAAGGGUAAAGACAAGGACAAAGACAAGAAGAAGAAGAAAGCCAAAGCAUCAGAGAGUGACGAUUCUGACUCUGAGGCAGAAAAAGGGACAAAAAAGAAAAAGGGAAAAGGGAAGAAGAAGAAGGAGGAGAGGCCUCCAUCCCCGGACAUUGAGUUUGACAGCCUGGAGGAGUUUGUCCUGCAGCCAGCCCAGCAGGGGGUGACGGUCAAAUGCAAGAUGACCCGGGACAAGAGGGGCAUGGACAAAGGCUUGUACCCCACAUAUUAUCUCCACCUCGACAAUGAAAAGAAGGUCUUUCUACUGUCUGGGAGAAAACGAAAGAAAAGCACAACCUCCAAUUACCUCAUCUCCAUUGACCCCACAGACUUGUCUAGGGGUGGAGAAAAUUUCAUUGGAAAGUUGAGGUCCAAUAUGAUGGGCACUAAGUUCACAGUGUUUGACAAUGCUCUGCAUCCAGACAGAGCUCUACCAGACAUGUCCAAUGCUCGCCAAGAACUAGCAGCCAUCAUUUAUGAAACGAAUGUCUUGGGAAUAAAGGGCCCCAGAAGGUUGACCAUCAUCAUCCCAGGGAUGGGCAAGGACAGUGAACGGGUGCCCAUCCGACCUCGCAGAGACAACAACGGUUUGCUGAUGAAGUUCCAGAACAGAAAGAUGGACAAUCUGAUCGAACUCCACAACAAGACCCCCACAUGGAACGACGACACGGCGUCACAUGUGCUGAACUUCAACGGCAGGGUCACACAGGCCUCCAUCAAGAACUUUCAGAUCAUCCACAGCAAAGAUGAGGCCUAUAUUGUGAUGCAGUUUGGACGAGUAGCAGAUGAUGCCUUCACUCUGGACUAUAGCUACCCCAUGUGUGCGGUGCAGGCCUUUGCCAUCGCUCUAUCCAGCUUUGAUGGCAAAAUAACCUGCGAAUAACUGGAAACCAUGGGCCCUGGUGCCUCCUCAAGCUGCUGCAACUCGUUAUACUACAGAUGCACACUACCAGAAAUAAUCAUUUCCUUCACCAGUUUAACACUCAACAUCAGUGCAAAGGUACACAGAAGGAUGGAUGAGACGAGAUGGGAAUCCAAGUGCAUUUGAUAACACAUGGACUGUCUUCUGGGAUUGUUUUGUUUGUUUGCGUCUCAUAUGCACAGGAGGCUGCUGAGGGGAGGGCGGCUCAUAAUAAUGGCCCGGAACG
Salvelinus sp. IW2-2015 is the source of this 1565-nucleotide messenger RNA. RefSeq names its product tubby-related protein 1-like. Gene Ontology annotation, biological process: protein localization to cilium. Lineage: Eukaryota; Metazoa; Chordata; Actinopteri; Salmoniformes; Salmonidae. Gene Ontology annotation, molecular function: actin filament binding. The record is from RefSeq and is a predicted model, not a curated record. Gene Ontology annotation, cellular component: cilium.